GUUGUGGUGAUUCCUCUGGUUCUCUGUGUGUGUAGUAUAACCCUGUGUUGACUGUGUUUAGAACUGGACAGCUCUCAAGUAUGGGGAUAAGCAAGGUGUUGCAGGGAAGGAAGACUAUUGUUAUAGGUGCUUUGGCGAUCUCCAUGGUCACCAUCAUCCUAGGGCUCGGACUGGGGCUUGGUUUACAACUAGAGGACUGUCGAAACAAAGUGGUUCCCAGUACCUCCUGCAAGAACAGAUGCUACGAGCCCUUCGACGAUGAGACACCAGGCUGUCGCUGUGAUACUCAGUGUGUCACCAACAAUAACUGUUGCUAUGACUUUCAGGACAUCUGUCUCCAACCAACUCAACAAUGGGAGUGCACCAACCUGCGCUGUGGAGAAAAGAGGUUGACGGAGAGCAGGUGCCACUGCUCCGACGACUGCCUGGGUGCUGGUGACUGUUGCACCAACUUCAAACAUGUCUGUCAAGGAGAGACAGAAUGGGUGGCAGAUGACUGUGUGGAUUUGGCGAGCCCUAAAUGUCCAGCGAACUUUAAACUGCAGCCACUGCUCCUCAUCUCACUGGACGGCUUGAGAGCAGAGUAUCAACAAACAUGGAGUUCCCUCAUCCCCGUCCUAGACAAACUGAGAACCUGUGGCACCUCUGCACCUUACAUGCAGCCUGUGUUCCCCAGCAAGACCUUCCCUAAUCACUACACCAUUGCCACGGGCAUGUACUCCGAGUCCCACGGGCUGGUUGACAACAACAUGUAUGACCCUGUGUUUGACGCUUCCUUCAGUCUGUCAAAUGACGAGAAGUCCAACCCCAGAUGGUACCUCGGUCAGCCUAUUUGGCACACUGCCAGUUACCAAGGACUGAGAGCAGGAACCUAUUUCUGGCCUGGCUCAGAUGUCAAAAUCAAUGGCAGUUUCCCAGACAUCAACGUAGACUACGACGGCAAAAUACCUUUUGAGGAGAGGGUCUUCACGCUCCUGAAGUGGCUACAGUUGCCAGAUAAUGAGAGGCCAGAUUUCUUCACAUUGUACCUCGAGGAGCCGGACAAGUCGGGGCACAGCUUUGGUCCUGUCAGUGGAGGGUUGAUCGAGGCUCUCACAGGAGUGGACAAGGUCAUUGGUCAACUGAUGAACGGACUCAAACAGCUGAAUCUGCAUCAGUGUCUCAACAUCAUCAUCGUAGCUGACCAUGGUAUGGAGGACACAAGUUGUGACAGGAAGGAAGUCCUCCAGGAUCUACUCCAGGUGGAAAAUGUUCGUGAUCUGUAUGUCUACGAGGGACCUUUUGGAAGAAUUAGAUCCAAUGACAAAAACCAACCCUUGGACUCGGCCGGACUUGUAGCCAACAUGACGUGCAAGAAGAACGAUCAGAAGGUCAAGCCUUACCUGAAAAACCAUCUGCCCAAGCGGUUCCACUACGCAAACAGUAGACGCAUUGAGGACGUCAGCGUGAUAGUCAAUCCAGGAUGGCUGUUGGAGAGAUACCCAGGGUCUUUGACCUUCUGUGCAGGUGGAGCUCAUGGGUAUGACAAUGAUGAUGCCGGUAUGCAUGCCAUGUUCUUAAGCUAUGGACCCAAGUUUCAUUAUAAAACCGAAAUAGAACCAUUCUCCAACAUUGAGCUCUACAAUCUCAUGUGUGAUGUGUUGGGGAUCUCCCCAUCCCAGAACAAUGGAAGCCACGGCAGUAUGAACCAUCUCCUGAGGACUCCCCGGCACAUUCCCAUACACCCCGCAGAGCAGACAACCCCUGGGCAGUGCCCUCUGGUGAUCCUUGAACCCGUAGAUGCCCUGACCUGCACAUGCCCCUCCCUGGGUGGAACUAAUCCAAAUGGUCGUCUGAAUCUGACAGCUGCUGAAGUGAACGCUGUUGAGCAGAAGCACACGUUGUUUGGAAGACCAAAAAUGCUGCAACCCAGCGAUGACUACUGCUUACUGUAUCAUCAGGGCUUUGUCAACGGCUAUAGCAAAAAAAAACUCAUGCCAGUGUGGAACUCAUUCACUGUGGACAAACCUGAAAACAUGGACCCUUUGCCAGGAGUCACACCAGACUGUCUGAGGGCUGAUGUUCGCAUCCCGGCUGAUAAAAGUCCCAGAUGUGACCAGUAUGCUCCAGCUGGGAACAUUACCCAUGGUUUCCUCUACCCUCCCAAUCUCAACAAGACAGCAGAGGAGGAGUAUGAUGGCCUGUUGAUGAGCAAUGUUGUACCCAUGUAUCCUGAGUUCAAGAAGAUAUGGGAUUACUUCCAGACUACAUUGCUGAAAAAAUAUGCCAGUCAAUAUAAUGGCAUUAAUGUGGUGACAGGCCCAGCAUUUGACUACAACUACGAUGGACAGUUUGAUUCUCAAGACCAGAUACAACAGUUUGUAACAGGUACACAGAUUCCAAUCCCAACCCAUUACUUUGCAGUACUCACGAGCUGUAAGGACUCACAACCAGUGAGCAGCUGUAACAAUGAGCUACAGACCAUUUCCUUCUUGAUGCCACACAAAGCGGACAACUCAGAGAGCUGUAAUAAUGGUGACACGGCAUCUCUAUGGGUUGAAGACCACCUGUGGUUCCACCAAUCACGUGUCAGAGAUGUAGAGUGGCUCACAGGAUUGGAUUUCUAUCAAGGCAGCACCAGGCCUAUCCCAGAACUUCUAAAAGUAAAGACUCGCCCAACUGCUGUCAUUCACAGAAGGCCUUGAAAUGAAUUAUCUUUUGAAAUAUACAUGUAUUGGUAGAGGUAUUUGAUCAUUAUAAAAGCUGCAAUUUUAUUAAGUUGGUCUAGUGUGGGUAUUUAUCCACUUGUUAAUAAAUAUUUCAUGAUUCAAAUCAAUGCAGGGAGGUAUGCAAAUGUCAUGAAAAUGUAGAAUGCUUCUGUAGAGCACAAUCACCACAGAAGUAUUUUCCACCUUUAAAUUCCUGUGCAGAAAUUAUCCCCUAAUCUUCUGACUUCCACAGAAAGACCUGUUUGAAAAUUACAGGAAACAUAUCAGCUCAAUGAUCAUGUAUAAUGCAAUAUUUCCACCCAGCCAAACCCUCACAUGGCAUUACUGUUAUCUGCUGGCAUAGAGACAGCAAUACUGUAGAAUACAUGUUGACUUCUUCCUCUGUUGAACAUGUUAAUAAUGCAGCAUGAUUUAUAUGUAAUAGUGCAAAAUGUCUUUAUGAACAGUUAUGGUUCUUCCAAGUAAUGAGCAUUUGGCCUUAUGUCCCAGUCAGUCUGGUGUGUAAAAAACUGUGCAAUAGCAUUGAGUGGAUGAUUGGGUAUUGUAAGUGCAGUGUAACAUAUUGACUAUUCUAAUUCUGAUGAACAUUACAAAGGAGGAUAUGAUGGCAAAAUAUAGAUUUGACUUUUUAUUCCUGACAUCUCAUUUCCAGAAAAUAAAUUGUCCCAAUGUACUUUA
Molecule: messenger RNA, 3386 nt
Organism: Coregonus clupeaformis (lake whitefish)
Lineage: Eukaryota; Metazoa; Chordata; Actinopteri; Salmoniformes; Salmonidae
Product: venom phosphodiesterase 1
Exons: 25
Coding region: 81-2684 (867 amino acids)
Biological process (GO): nucleoside triphosphate catabolic process
Molecular function (GO): nucleic acid binding; metal ion binding; nucleoside triphosphate diphosphatase activity
Source: RefSeq, a predicted model, not a curated record